This is a messenger RNA of Zonotrichia leucophrys gambelii, 718 nucleotides long. RefSeq names its product sialidase-1-like. NCBI's taxonomy places the organism in Eukaryota, Metazoa, Chordata, Aves, Passeriformes, Passerellidae. Gene Ontology annotation, cellular component: intracellular membrane-bounded organelle; cytoplasm; membrane. The transcript has 3 exons. The annotation marks the transcript as partial. The record is from RefSeq and is a predicted model, not a curated record. Gene Ontology annotation, biological process: ganglioside catabolic process; oligosaccharide catabolic process. Gene Ontology annotation, molecular function: exo-alpha-sialidase activity.
GCCUCCCCUUUUCCCCUCCAUCGCCGCUUUAAGAGCAAGCCCCGCCCAGGCCCGGCUCGCGGCGCUUCCGGUGUCUCUUAAAGGGGCCGCGAUGGGCGCGGGGCGGGCGCCGCCGCCGCCGCUCUUCCUCCUCCUCCUCCUCAUCCUCGGCCUGUUCGCGGCCGGCGCCGCCGCGCGAUGGGUGGCGACCCCCGAGACGGUGCGCCCCCGCGUGGUGCGCGAGCAGGUGCUGUGGGUCAGCGGGGGCUCGCAGCCGCCGGGGGUCCCGCUCCCCGUUCCCGGCGGGUCCCCGCCGCUGUCGCCGCCCUUCCGGGGGGGCGUGCACACGUUCCGGGUGCCGCUGCUGGCCGCCCCCGCGGGGGGGGCGCUGCUGGCCUGCGCCGAGGGCCGCAAGCGCUCCGCGGCCGACGUGGGCGCCAAGAUCAUCGCGUGCCGCCGCUCCGCCGACGGAGGUGCCACCUGGGGCCCCACGCAGGUGGUGGCCGAUGACGGCUGGGGGGGGGACGGGCUGAGCCUGGGGGCGCUGCUGGCGCCGGGGGGGGGGCAGGAGGUGCUGCUGCUCUUUGCCCGCUGCGCCCACCCCCCCCAGGCCUGCGGACCCCCCGCCACCCUCCUGCUGCGCUCCCCCGACGGGGGGCGCUCCUGGGGACCCCCCCAGAACCUCUCGGACGUGGUGGGGGGCGAGGUGUUCGCCCCCGGGCCCGGCUCCGGCAUCCAG